GUGGCCUCUGUCAUGUGACGCCUGCACCUGACAGGAACAGUUGUCCGACCGUCAGUGCUGGUGAGAAGGCUGAAAUUGGAGUCAUGUCUGCUGUUAGAUCUGGACAACACACUCGUCCGAUGUGUUAUCUGCUGCUACUGAUGAUCCUCCAGCUUGGCCUCCACACAGCGGAGGGAGUGUGGCCGCUACCCCAGACUCUGAUCUCCUCCACGGAGCGCUUCCCUCUGAGCCCUCAGGCUUUCUACUUUGGCUACGGAAGUCAGUCAGCCGCCCGGCAGGGCUGCUCUGUUCUCGAUGCUGCUUUCAAGAGAUACUUUUCUCUGAUUUUCCCUGACUACACUUCUGGUCGGUGGAAUUUAUUCAGCGACAAAAACGAAAAGGAUGGUACUCUGCGAUUCAGUGUGGACAAACAAUUUACCGUUGAAGUCAGUGUCGACCACGAUGACUGUGACGGUUACCCGAAUGAAAGCUCAUCUGAGAGAUACAAUCUGAGUGUCUUUUCUGGUCGAGCAUCUCUGAAAGCAGUAACUGUGUGGGGUGCACUCAGAGGUCUGGAAACCUUCAGUCAGUUGGUGUAUCAGGACGAUUUUGGCUCAUAUUUUGUGAACAAGACUGACAUUGAAGACUUCCCCCGGUUCCAGUUCAGGGGGAUUUUAUUGGACACUUCACGUCACUAUUUACCAGUGCAGGCCAUUUUAAAGACUCUGGAUGCAAUGGCCUACAGCAAGUUCAAUGUGUUUCACUGGCACAUUGUUGAUGACCCCUCCUUUCCUUACCAGAGCUGCACCUUUCCAGACCUUUCCAGUAAGGGGGCUUUCCAUCCGAUGACUCACAUCUACACACAGUCGGAUGUGAGAAGGGUGAUCUCACAUGCCAGGAUGCGGGGAAUAAGGGUCCUUCCUGAGUUUGAUUCACCAGGCCACACUAAAUCUUGGGGAAAAGGGCAGCCUGACCUGUUGACUCCCUGUUACAAAGGGGACAUACCUUCAGGCACCUUUGGUCCAGUUAAUCCAGCUUUACCGUCCACCUACCAGUUCAUGGCAACACUGUUCAAGGAAGUAUCAGUGGUGUUUCCUGAUUCCUUUAUUCACUUAGGAGGGGAUGAAGUCAACUUUUCCUGCUGGAAAUCCAACCCUUAUGUUCGAGCGUUCAUGCAGAAGAUGGGCUUCGGAUCAGACUUCACCAAACUGGAAGCAUUCUACAUGGAGAACAUUAUAAACAUCACUUCAGCUCUCAACAAGACAUCCAUCGUAUGGCAGGAUGUUUUUGACUACCAUGAGCGACGCAGUUCUCUGUCAGUGGUGGAGGUGUGGAAGGAGGGUUGCUACCUGUGUGAGGUACGCAGGGUGGCUAAAGCAGGGCUCAGGGUCAUUCUGGCCUCUCCAUGGUAUCUGGACCUGCCAGGACCAACACACAACUGGGCCCGUUACUAUACUGUGUGGCCUCUCGCCUUCAAGGGUCAGAACAAAACCUGUGUGCUGUGAUGGGCUGAAGUCGUACUAACUGCUGUGUUGGUUUGUCUCUAAUAAUAACUGACAUGUAUCAUAUGGUUUCCUGUAUAAUACAUGAGAAAUAUGUGCAGAAUUUUUUGAGUACCACAAAAAUAGUAAUGCAACACAAAGUUUUCCAUUUGUAGCAGUACCACUAGGUGGCAGAGCGGUGCCAUUUAUGCAAUAACAACUAUUGUGUCCCACUUCCACGUAUACUAAUUUAAAGACUUAUUUAACAAUCUUAUGAUACCAUAGACUGUGUACUUAAGAUUAGUGUGUCGAGGGAAAGUGGGGCACAGCUACACAGUGGCAUGACUGUUGUGGUGAAAGCACACAAUGCUGUCUAGUGUAAAGCUUUAAUGGCUAACAUGCACAAUCUUUCCCCUGGACAAAAAAUAUUGACAUUGAUGAGCAAUUUUGCACAAUUCAUUGUGUCAAAUUACACUGCAAAAGAAAAGACCGACCAGAGAUGGCUUAUCGGAUAAACAUUCCAGUGAUCAUUCAUCAUUUGUGUUGACUUACUAAAUAUUUCAGCUGAAAACAGUUUCCAGCAGAAGUGAGUUUUUGAUGGUAUUUCGCAUGCAUUCGUCUGACCUCAUCUGGAGCUGGUCUUUCACAUGUUUCCACUGCUGCUGCUGUCAGACCAGCCUUGUAUUAACAUUAUGCAGUCAUUCCCAAAACUGCACAGCUUAGAGGAAGUUGUUUGCAAGUUAUUGAUGGAUUUUGUCUGUACAAUAGUGAACAUUACCGCGAUAAUGAUCAGUUUUGAGACUUAGUUUAGUGUCAUUCUUGUUGGUGGUUUCAGUGAGAAAAUCUGUAGAGCUUAGCAAAACUAAAGUUGGCAAUGAUGUAGAGAAGCAAUAUGCUGACUUUUAGUUUAUUAGCAACCAGCAGCACAACAACUAAUGUCAGGACUGCACUAAAGCUGAGUUCGAUGCUUUCCAAGAUAGAAAAAUAAUUCUUUUCCACAUCUUUCUCUUUCAUCUGGCCCACAUACCAAAAGGAAUGAUGUCCCACUCCUGACUGCCAAAUGUUGGCCACAUGUGGACUGCCCUCUGGCAAUCAUUCUGGUCAUGUGGUGUGUUUGAGCCAAAUGAAUAAUCUGCUAUCUGGGUUGCCCCAUAGGAGGGCUACAAAUUCUUUGAAGCAUGCCUUAGCAGCAACUUGAAUUUGCUGAUAAAAGCUCAUCAAAGAUUUUUUUAAUGUGACUGUUUUCUGACACAUAAAAUAAUUACUGUAAAGAGAUAAAUAGAUACAAAUAUUCAUAAACCAGAUCAGUGGCAGCAUGUUGUUUGUCACCCU
Molecule: messenger RNA, 2792 nt
Organism: Acanthochromis polyacanthus (spiny chromis)
Lineage: Eukaryota; Metazoa; Chordata; Actinopteri; Pomacentridae
Gene: hexa
Product: hexosaminidase A (alpha polypeptide)
Exons: 11
Coding region: 84-1484 (466 amino acids)
Biological process (GO): glycosaminoglycan metabolic process; carbohydrate metabolic process; ganglioside catabolic process
Cellular component (GO): membrane
Molecular function (GO): beta-N-acetylhexosaminidase activity
Source: RefSeq, a predicted model, not a curated record